CCCGGCCGCUCCGCGCGGGCGGACGGGCGGUGGGCCGUGCCCGGCGGGGUGCGCGGCACAGCCGCUGCUCCCACCGGGUAGCGGGACUCGGGCGCUCCCGGCGCGGGCACUGCUCGGGGCCUGCACUGGCCACGCCAGCAAUAGAAAUUUAUCCUCCUCUCAACCUUUACUUUUCCUUAGCCGAGCGUUGAAGGAUGCAGAGUUUCCCUAGGGUCGAGAGCGAGCGCAGAGGCAAAAGAUGGAAAUCAAAGACGCCUUUGCUCGAGGCUGGUGGCCAUCGCCAGUGAAGGAGCCCGACAGGGAGAAACUUGGAGAGCCUGUAGCCCACACCUCACAUGGAGACCCCCUUUGGCAGGGUGGAAAAAAACCCCCAUCAUGUAGAUACUUGCCAUGUUUUGUGCUGUAAUACGUGCAGAAAAACUCGGGUUCGAAGGAGGAGCUCCUGGUAGGAAUGCACACUGACAAUUUUAGGCAGAAACUUGAAUAUAGCAUGCACUUCCACAUAGUUGGCACUGUGCAGUGCAGCCACAUUAUUACACUAGUGGUUUGCAGCCUUUUUGCCUCAUCCCUGUUGCUGUUUCCCUGUUGGUUCGUUGUGCCGUCCAUUUUACCACAAAGCUAUCAUUUAGUCUUCUGCUUUUUCACUUUACCCCAUCCAUCUAUCCUCAGACAAUAGCUUAGCUCAUUACAAAAUCUUGAUCCAUUCCCCUACGUGUAUAAUUUAAGAAAAAAAUCAGUAUAGGAUGAUUCUACAUUUAACAGUACCAUUUCACUUGCAUUUCUUUGCCUGUUGAAGUGACUGACCGGUACAUAGAGCGUUGCUUUCUGGAUGUUUUGCUCAGUUGCUGUUCAGUGUAGUGCCUUUUCUGGGGAUGCCUCGGACGAGCAGAAGCUGCCUCAAGCACUGGCUCUCACCUGGCCCGAGGGUCGGACGCAAAAUGAAGGUCAUCCAAAAUGGUUUGUUCUGGGUGUUGGACAAGUCAUAAAAGGCUUAGAUAUUGCUAUGAUGAAUAUGUGUCCUGGAGAAAAACGGAAAGUGACAAUUCCUCCAUCAUUAGCAUACGGACAGCAAGGAUACGCACAGGGCAAGAUUCCACCCAAUGCAACGUUGAUCUUUGAGAUUGAACUUUAUGCAGUAAAUAAGGGACCUCGUAGUGUUGAAGCAUUUAAUCAAAUAGACAAAGAUGGUGACAAGAAACUCUCUGAACUUGAGAUAAGCCAGUAUUUGAAAGAAGAAUUUGCAAGAGAUGGCAAAAAACGUCAUCCCUCUGCCCAUGAUGAAAUCUUAGCUGAUAUAUUUAAGAAGAAUGACCAUGAUAGAGAUGGCUUCAUAUCAGCAAAGGAGUACAAUGUCUACCAGCAUGAUGAACUCUAAGUACUUAAAAAAAAUCUUUGGCUGUUUUCUGGACACUGAAUUCUAAAUAAUAAUACUUUGUCACAGAACUUUUGUAUUUUUUUUAUAGUGGAAUCUUUUUAUAUCUCUUAGGUGACUGUAAAAAUCUUAUUUUUAACAUUCAGCUAAUAAAAUGUGUCAGAUGUUUAAAAAGAAAAAAAUUAAAUUUAAGUAUACUAUGGUCUAAUA
Prinia subflava (tawny-flanked prinia) is the source of this 1582-nucleotide messenger RNA. RefSeq names its product FKBP prolyl isomerase 7 (gene FKBP7). The coding region runs from base 830 to 1375 and encodes 181 amino acids. Lineage: Eukaryota; Metazoa; Chordata; Aves; Passeriformes; Cisticolidae. The transcript has 4 exons. The record is from RefSeq and is a predicted model, not a curated record. Gene Ontology annotation, molecular function: peptidyl-prolyl cis-trans isomerase activity; calcium ion binding.